Messenger RNA from Manis pentadactyla (Chinese pangolin), 7234 nucleotides. RefSeq names its product shieldin complex subunit 2 (gene SHLD2). Gene Ontology annotation, cellular component: site of double-strand break; nucleus. The coding region runs from base 195 to 2891 and encodes 898 amino acids. NCBI's taxonomy places the organism in Eukaryota, Metazoa, Chordata, Mammalia, Pholidota, Manidae. The record is from RefSeq and is a predicted model, not a curated record. The transcript is spliced from 11 exons. Gene Ontology annotation, biological process: regulation of double-strand break repair via homologous recombination.
GAGAAAACCAAGGUCCAGAGUGGUGAAAUAACAUGCCCAAAGCCACAUAGCUGGACUGGAAGGUAAAAGAGCAAGGAUUCAAACCCAGGCAGCCUGGCUCCAGAGGGCUUCCAGGUGCUGCACUGUACUAUUUGUAACCCGGCGACAUAUGUGAAAGGGUUUAGAGUCCUUGAUGUUUGAGAAGACAAGAAACUAUGAGUGGAGGAUCUCAAGUCCACAUUUUUUUGGGUGCUCCAUGUGGCCCAUUGAAAAUGACAGUGUCGCAGGAACCAACUUCUUUAAUGACCCCUGCUGACCCUUGGAAAAAAAUUCAGCUUUUAUACAAACAACAUUCUUUAUAUCUGGAGGAUAACAAAUGCAACCACAAAAAUCUUGAAGACUAUCAAGUCCUAGAAGCUGUUUGCCCUCCAGAUCUUCAUAAUGGUCAUUUUUUAGCAAACUCUGUGAAUAGAGAUGACUUUAUACAUUGUAUGUCUACAAAAUCCCAGAAGAGUCACCCUUUUGGGAUGAGUGAAAUGACUAACACUGAUGUGCAAGUAGGUGGACUUAAGGGGAGAGUUCAGCAUUUAACUGAAGAAGAAAAGUACCAAAAGCUUUUCAGUGAAAAUAAGAAAAUGACAGAUGAGCAGCAUAAAGAUCUGUCAAAUAUAUGUGAUCAAAACUUUGGAAAAGUACCCUCUCAGUUAGUUCGUAAGUGUGCAGCUACAUUGGAUUUUGGUUGUAGUACUGAGCAGGUUAACAUAGGGCCAGGAGCUGUUGAAACAAAGUGUAUAUCAACAGAACACCGUGAAACAGAAAACCAGUGUCUGAAGUGCUUUUCUUCUAGCACAGUAGUGAUGCCAAGAUGUGGAUCACUUCUGAAGGUCUCAGACCUUGAAAUAUCUACUGAUACUGAAUUUCUCAAUAUAAUGACCUCUAGCCAGGUUGCUUUUUUAGCUCAAAGGAAUUAUAAAGAGCAAAAUUCCAUGAAUGUAUGGACUAUAAACAUGGAGACUGAGCCAAAGGCACGUCAUAGGGAAAUAAGAAUACCUGACAAUGAUGUGAUUCACCCUAAUGAUGAUUUUGCAGAAAGAAAUGAAAGCAGACAAAACCAACCACAUUCCCUUGAACUCUUUAGUCCUAUUUGUCUUGAAACAAAAAGUAGCCAAAUUCGUAUAAACUCUGAUAAAGGUGUUGAAGAAAAGACAGGAUCUCAAGAACUUUUUGAUUUUGAAGAUAAACUGCCACCAAAUGAAAUAUGCAUUGAGUCAUUUAGCUCAGGAAUACUGUGUUCCCAACUAAGUACCUUCCACAAAGGUUCUAUUAAGAGAAGUUGGACUUCUGAAGAUAAAUCAGCCCAUUCUAAAGCCUUAUCUAAAGUCCUCCAAGUGUCUAAGAAAGUGAAGUUAGCUUCUAAUGCAAGAAAUCCUACUGUAGCAAUGGACCAGAGGAAUGUAUCUGAAUUUAAGGGUGUUAAAAAAACAUCAUUGAUAAAAAAUUGUAAUUCUAAAAGUCAGAAGUAUAAUUGUUUAGUCAUAGUGUUAUCGCCAUGUCAUGUGAAAGAAAUAAACAUAAAAUCUGGGCCAAAUUCUGGCUCUAAAGUGCCUUUAGCAACAAUUGUGGUAACUGAUCAGUCAGAAGUGAAGAAGAAGGUUUCCCUGUGGAGGACUACAGCAUUUUGGGCACUUACGGUGUUUCUUGGAGAUAUAAUUUUACUCACAGAUGUUACUGUUCAUGAAGAUCAUUGGGUUGGUGAGACAGUACUACAAUCAACAUAUACCAGUCAUUUAUUUAAUCUUGGGAGUUAUUCAUCUAUCCAGCCUGAAGAAUAUUCCAGUAUAGUUGGUAAUGCUGUACUUCAAGACUUACUGGCAUAUGUGUCUUCAAAACAUUCCUAUCUCAGAGAUCUUCCUCAACGACAGCCUCAGGAAAUGAAGAGUAUAGACUUUGUAGAACUGGAGCAGCUUCAGCCGGAUAUGUUAGUCCAUGCAGUCCUAAGAGUUGUUGAUAUCACUAUACUGACAGAGGCUUUAUACAGUUAUAGAGGACAGAAGCAAAGAAAAAUAAUGUUAACAGUGGAACAGGCCCAAGGUCAAUAUUAUGUGCUUGUAUUAUGGGGUCCUGGAGCAGCCUGGUACCCUCAACUUCAAAGGAAAAAAGAUUAUAUUUGGGAAUUUAAGUAUCUUUUUGUUCAGCGCAACUGCAUUCAAGAAAACCUCGAAUUGCAUACAACUGCUUGGUCAUCCUGUGAGUGCCUGUUUGAUGAUGAUAUAAGGGCAAUUACAUUUAAAGCAAAAUUUCAAAAAAGCACACCCUCUUUUGUGAAGAUGUCAGAUUUAGCAACACACCUCGAGGAUAGGUGCUCAGGAGUGAUUCUCAUCAAGGCACAGAUUUUGGAGCUGCUGUUUCCUAUUACAGCAGCUCAAACAAUAGUUCUAAGUGCUCACAGUUCUCUGAAGAAUAUUUUCUCUUCUCUUCCGAACAUUACAUACACUGGCUGUGCAAAAUGUGGAUUGGAACUAGAAACAGAUGAGAACAAUAUCUACAAACAGUGUUUUAGCUGCUUGCCAUUUACAAUGAAGAAAAUAUACUAUAGGCCAGCUUUAAUGACCAUAGUUGAUGGGACAUACAAGGUUUGCAUCCAUGUAGGAUCAAAGCUGAUAGAGAAGAUUCUUCUCAACAUUUCUCCUGACUGUCUCAACAGGGUUAUAAUAGCCCCGUCCUCAGAGGUCACCUACGGCAUGGUUGCAGCAGACCUGUUCCAUUCCUUGUUGGCAGGCAGUGGGGCACCCUGCGUGGUGAAGGUGCAGAGCAGCUUUGUGUUAGAUGAGAACAGCUACCCACUGCAACAAGAUUUCUCCCUACUGGACUUUUAUCCUGACAAAGUAAAGCAGGCAUCCUAUACCAGAUGAAGAAAUUGCAGGAAACAGUCUAGCAAGAAAGGCAAAACGAGCCCGGGAACUAAAGGUUCACUCUGUUCCAUCCCUGCCCUGUUCCAGGCUCUAUACUGAAUUCUUGGGUAUGGAUGUAAGAUAUUUUCUCAGGCCAUUUUUCUGCUGUACUCACUAACUUCAAGUGCUUUCCUUUAUUCCUACUUUAGUAAACCAUCAACAUGAAAUGAUUUCCUUGAUUAUAACUAUAUAAAAAGGUAUUCUUUUAAGACUGUGUUUAGAUAAGUUCAAGGCAAGCAUGUCUUUCUAUAAAGAAUCAUUGAAAAUGAAAGGAGAUCAUGAUUCAAUCAAUUUAUAAAGGAAGAGAGUCAUUGUUAGUUCAUCUCUAGGAUAUGAGUACCUUAUUCAAAGUACUUUCCAACAACCCUAGCAAUUUGUUUUGUUAUUGUGCCUAUAGGAGAAGCUUGUAUAAAUGGUAGUCACCAAUAAGGAAACAUGGACUGGUUCUUCACCUGUAAGUUUGGAGGGUAUGUUGAGUGUUAAUAGAUUAAUAGUAUUGCUUGGAAAUCACUAUAUUCAUAAUGAAAUGAACACGUUUAUUUUACUAUAUGUGUGUUUCUAAAAAUUAUUCUGCUUCAUUGAAAUUAUUUUCUCCAAUUUAGGGUUUUUUCAAACUUGGCUUCCCUAAAAAUGAACCUCAGGAGUUUGUGAUUCUCCCAAAAAUAGCAUGCAAAAAUGUGUAAGAGUGCUCAGACACAAAAACAAAAGUACAGUCUGUGGAGACCUGUCCUUAGCUAUCAAUAAAUCCUCAGAGUGGUCUUUGACCAAAAGAAGGGCAGGAAUAAGGGCUUACCUGGAGACAUAAUUCAUGGGAAAGGUAGGGGAUUAGAUGAAAUAAUUGCUAAGGUUUUAGCUAGCACCUAGUAAGGCAGGUAGAGAAAGAAUUUUCUCCACUUUGUAUCUGGAAAUACUGGAAUUCAAAGGACUUGGCUGCCCUGGCAGGUUCAUCUAAUGGGUGAUGGGUGUGAGCCCUGAGCUGGUGUCUAAUCCCUGCUCUUCUUUCUGUAGCCACGGUAGGGGCAAAUUUCGAAUUCACAUAUAAAAUCUGCCUCAUCAGUAUAAGCUAUUCUCUUAAAUUUGCCCUUCCCUACUUUGUUGCCGAAAUGUGGCCUACUCCCUGUUUCAACCAAAACAUAAUCCACUAGAACAGAUGGUUCUUCACAUCCUGUUGGGAAGAAGUCUAAGCCAUUUACUUGGAUAAAGGAUGCCAGGUCACACCUAUUCCUCUUCGCAGCCUUUGGUAUAUAUUUCAUGGACUAACACAUACUUCCAGGAACCCUUACUUAGGUUGGAAACUGUUUCCUCCUGUCCUAAGGAAUCUGACCUAUCUCCAGAAAUUAUCAUCUAUUUAAUUGUGAUCAGGAGAGCCAUUGCUUCUAGGUGAAUUCCUUACUUGAGAUUUCCAUGUGAGUACAUUCAGCCUACCCCAUACAUUUGCAUAAAACUCAGUUGGGUAGCCUAAGAGUGUUAGCCAAUGCUAUAUCUGGCAAUCCCAUGGUGGGCAUUUGAGGUAAAUCUCAUCUUCAGCUCCUGAUAGCUCAGCUGAGAGGGGCAGCUCUUUCUCCCCUCUUAGUACUCAAUACUGGUAAACUUAGCUUUCCCAAAUGUAUAGUUUCUCUAACAGCUAUUAGAAACAUUUACCUUUCUCUAGACUGGUAAGAUUUGUGCUAAAUUUCCUGUUAUGUCUUCGGGUUUUUUUUGGUAGGCAGGAGGGCUCUGAUCUUCAGGUGGGAUGGCAAAGUUGGACACAUGAUCUCCCUGGUACUGAGUCUACCAUGUGCUAGUCACUGGGAAUACAGACAAAUAGGAAGGCCUGCCUUCAGUGAGUUCACAGGCAAGUUGGUGAAGAAAUACUUAAAAUUAUAUAGUGCUAGGAUUAAAUCUGUGUGGAAAAGGCAAAGGUAAAUAGCAGGAUAGGUUCAUUAGGACUCUUGGUUGCAAAUGAUCAAAACCCAACUUGUAGCUUGAGCAAAAAAGGGGAAAAACUGCUCAUAUAACAAAGUAGUACUAUCUUAUAGCAUAGUUGAAUCCAUUGGCUUAAACUGUCAUCUAUUUCCCCCAACUCCCUUGUUCUUUCUUUUCCUUCCCUUCUAUUUCUCGCCUGGUUUCUCUCCUUGCCCUGUUCUCUCCCCCUGUCCAGUUUCUUUUUACCCUCUCUAGUCUGUUCCUUCCUUCAUCUUCCUCUCCUUUCUCUCUCCUUAUCUUUCCCACCUAUCCACAUGGAGAAAAGUUUUAAACUUUCUUCUUUACAGAAAGAGAGACUCUUUUUGCUAGUGUCCACAUAAAAAUUUCAUGGAAGGAAUAAAAAUUUCAAGUCUGCUUAAGUUACCUGCCCUCCUGCUGUGACCAGCGGGUAGCAAGGGAUUGAAGGGCUAGAACACAUAGGAUGAAAGGAGCCCUUCCUUAGUGGAAGGAGAGUUCUAAGCAGACAUAAACAUGUCUGUUUAAUGGAAGAUGCAAGAAGGCUUCAUAGAGGACGUAUUUAACUUGCAUCUUUAAAUAUGAGAAGUAUUCACAAAAACAGUGAGAGGCAUAAAAUAGCACUGAAUAUUUGGGAACAUGGGACAUCUCAAAUGGGGCUGAAAAAAAUGAGUGCCCCCAAAUGUAUAGGAGAGACAUAAGACGCUUCAGCAAGGUAAUACAUGUCUGAAGAAAUCUUAGCUCACAAAGCAAUGGAGUUUUUAUCUAUAGGUUCAGUUUGGUAUAUGAAAAUAAAUACUGAUUUGUGCCUAGCAUUGCAGUACAUAUUUUAGUGGAUACCAGUGCCACUACUGGGAUCCCAUACCAAUUCUCCAGCCAUGGAGGAGAAACACCAGAGUGCUGGGAAACCAUUGACAAGUUUUAUUUUCCUUCAACACAAGCAUUUUUAAUCAUACGUUUGUGGCCUGGAGGGUUUUGAGACGAUGCAAUAAACAUCAUGAAUCAGAACAAUUAGAAUAAAGUGUUCAUCUUGCCGGAGAGUUUAAUGCUGGCCCUUGUUUUCAUGUCAGUAGGGGGAGAAACAUGUGAAAGGGAAUGAGGUUUGCCAAUUAGCUGUCGUUCUGUCUUUGGAGAUCUUGAACCUGGCUUGUCAUUAAGAAAUUAACUCCACCCACUUAAAGGAAUAUAUUUGCUAAGGGUGAUCUCUGUGCUUCCUAGCGGAGGGGAAGGAAAUGUAGCGAUUUCAUCUCUUCUUUCCUUCCUCUGCAGCUGCAUUGAGCUGGGGGAAAGGCCCGAACUGGCACUAAGUCAACCUCUCCCCAUUCCCUCCCGGACCCUGAGGUCCAGCUCCUCCGGUGAGCAGGGGCAGGGAGGAAAGAAAGAAAGAGGACAAGAGCCUCUUUACAAACGGGCUCCCACUAGGUCCUCUCAACUGACCGCCUCUGCCUUUCUAGCCCAUCUUGACCGCCGAUACUUUCUGCAUAGCAGGCAUCCAAUCUUCCUCUUUCUCGAGCACAUGUGAGAGUUCUUUGGAGUGCUUCCCUUAUACAAUGUAACAGUUUUUUGUGGAGACCAAGCUUCCUCCUCGUCUUUUCCCCCCACAACUCCUUCCAAGUGUCACCUCCUCUCUCCAUCUCGACAUCUCUCCAAUUCACUUCUCUCUGUGCUCAGAUAAGCACAGAGUAGAGUAGGUCAGCCAAUUCUCUGCAUAAUCAGACAUUGGGCAACCUAAGGAAUUGUCCUUAUUGGCAUAAUGUGUAUAGUACAAUUCAGUUUAUGUAACACUGUAAUUAUACUGUCUGGAAGAAUCUUACUAAAAUGGUGUAGUGAUUACUCUUGGUGGGAAACUAGGGCCUGGUUUUACUUUCUCCUUUAUUAUUAUUUUAUGUGAUGGUAUUACUAGGAAAAUUUCCUUAAUUUCUAAAGAAUACAAAUUCCCUAUAUUAAAAAGAUCACUUCCCAAAUACAGAAAAAGAUAAUAUGGUUUUGAUCACAGAAACUACCAGCACACAGUAGAUAUACCUACCUCAUGAAAUGGCAGCCAGGCACCCAUGACGGUCCUUGUCUAGGCCACAGCUGUACAAUUUAGUUUGAGCUCUUGGCAAAAAUUGGUCAAAGAACAGUAAGAUGCCUACUCAAGAUAGGCCAAUCAAAUUCUUUUUUCCUGUAAUUAAAUUAAUACUUAUAUUUUAAUAAAAUAUACAGAUCUUAAAUGUACGAUUUGUUGAAUUUUCACAAUGCAUACAUUUGUGUAACCAAUACCCCACUGAAGAUUUAGAAUAUUUCCAUCACUGAAAAUAUCCCUCAUCUCCACUUCCAGUCAAUCCCCACCCAGGACAGGCAACCACUGUUCUGAUUUCUGUCACCAUAGCCUAGUUUUAUCU